Exserohilum turcica Et28A is the source of this 2387-nucleotide messenger RNA. RefSeq lists its product as uncharacterized. Gene Ontology annotation, biological process: regulation of DNA-templated transcription. Gene Ontology annotation, molecular function: DNA-binding transcription factor activity, RNA polymerase II-specific; zinc ion binding. The transcript has 3 exons. The record is from RefSeq and is a predicted model, not a curated record. Lineage: Eukaryota; Fungi; Ascomycota; Dothideomycetes; Pleosporales; Pleosporaceae. Bases 309 to 2180 code for a protein of 623 amino acids.
GCAUUCCCUGUCGCAGCCGCAUGCCCGCCCCAAAACAGACAGUCGCCAACGCGUUAAUCUAUGCCGCAGUCGCCGUGCAAGGCCGGCGCCCUCACCCUCGCUGCUCGAACCGAGCGCGGCCAGGCCCCUGUCCGCGGGUCAAAACGCCCUCGCCAACCCAGCUAAUCCCAGUUCCUUGCCAGGCUUGCCGUCCCUCUUCCCAUCUGCCUUUGCCUCAAGCUUUCUAGCGCACGCCUACUCUCACACUCAACCGCCGACGUGUGCGUGCCUGUGUGUUGCGCCCCGGCGGCCUUGUCCACUGCUAGCUCAUGUCGCACGACUUUUCCUCCCAGAUCAACUCUGCGCCAUAUUCGCCCGCGUCAUCGCUCUUUUCGCUCCAAACCAUGGCCGAUCCCAACGUGCAGCAGUCGCGACAGCAGACAGUCGCCUAUCCCUCACCGCACUCGUACCCGUCGCCCUCGAUGCAGCCCACCUACACCUAUCCGCCGCCCCAGGGCCAGCAGACGACCGACGCCUAUCGAGGCUCUCCCCAGGGCUCAAACAUGUCGCUGCCGCCCCUCAAUCUGCCUCCAAUCCGUCUGCAGGACGCCCAGCAACCGCAGGCGCAACCCCAGCACCAGCACCAGCACCAGCCCCAGCCCAUGGGCUCGCCCCUCCCGCCGCCGCAGCACGGAAUGCCGCAGUACUAUCCACACCCAGCCCACGCGCAGCCCGGCCAGCCCAUCAUGACCAACAUGGGCCCUCAAUUCAAUGCCAUGCGAUACCAGCUGCCCCCGCAGCCCGACCAGCGAGUCCUGUCGGGCGGUCGCCAUAAGAAGGAGAUCAAGCGCCGCACAAAGACGGGCUGCCUGACCUGUCGCAAGCGAAGAAUCAAGUGCGACGAAGCCCACCCCAUGUGCAGGAACUGCCAAAAGAGCAAGCGCGAGUGUCUGGGCUAUGAUCCCAUCUUCAAGCAGCAGUCUGGGCCGGCUCAGAUCCAACCCGCUCCCAACGCUGCUCCCGCGCCUCAGGCGACAAACGCUGCCCCCGCACCUGCCCCGCCGCCUUCAGCAUACAGCCAGAGCCCGGUGCCCCAAGGCUACGCUCCUGCCUCUUCGGCCGGCUACGCCAGUGCCGCGCCUGCCACGAGCGGCGAGCACCAGCCUGCCAACUUCCACGCCAUCGAUCCCGCACUUGCCCAGGCAGACCCGGCCCUGCAGUCAGCCCAGCACUACAACGCCAGUCACGCCAUGGACCCUGCCAUGAGGGGUCCUCCCGGCCCCAACGCCUACCCGCCUCCGCCAGAGCCGCUCAAAGGCAAGCGACUGCACAUUACCGACGUCUUUGGCAUAUGUAACCACAGCCCGCCAGAAGUCCCCGCCCGCACCUCGCCCGUGCCCCGUGAGAUUGACGACGAGUUCAGCCGCAUCUUCAUCAACGACUACUGCCAGGGACUCGACCUUGUGCUCGAAACCACGUGGUUCUCGACAGACAACAAUGCGCUCAACAGAGUCUUUAGCGACCGAUCGCUGCACGAAGAGGCGGCCUACUUUACCGAGACCAUCAAGUACAAGGCCUCCGACACCGACAUGACGGGCGUCUUUAGCCAGGAAGCCCGUCUGCUAUGGCACUUGCUGGGCACGUGCAAACACAACCCCCCACCCACCAACGGCGCAACAUCAGAAAACGACGACUUUUCAUUACGAGAAGCCCGUGCCCGCUUUGACAUUCUCGAGGCCCUUCUGACCAACCAGAACCUCGAGCCCAAUCCGCUGCGCCAACUGUCGUACCCCGCCAACCUCGACGAGGAAGCUAGGAUGCAAGUCGACUUUUGGCUCCACCUGGGCGAUUUUGUGCAAUUCUCCGACUCGGACACUGCGCCUCCCGGAGCGGCCGAUAACGCCCUUGGCGUGAUACGCGGUGUCUUGCGCAUGCACGAAGUGCGCGACGCCAUUUACUCGAUUGCCAUUGCACGCCACUAUGGUAGCCGCAUCGGCGGCUUCCCCAACGCCUUACCAGCACCAGUCAACCAGGCUCCCGAGAGCGACUUGAAUAAGCUUCUCGUUGCCAUGUCUUUUAUUAGCCAUGAAAGCCGCGCGGCCAGCCAACAGGUUCUUGCGCGCAUUUGCGACAUGGCCAUGUUCUCGUGGACGGCAUCGCGAAUGCCGCCAGGUCACCAGCCCGGAGUCUUUGCACAAUGACGACGCCUUGGACUAGUCUAAAAAAGUCGUGGGGUACAUUUCAAGUCGACAAAAGGCCUUCAGCCCGUACUUUUGUACCACCAAUGGGAGCAUUUUGUUUUGAUUCUUGCAUUUCCACAGCGGGCGUUGCUUUCCUCUGCCAUUGUCUUAGCAGCAUGGCUUGCAAUCGUUUAUGAUUAUAUUCCCCCCCAGUUCCAAUCCAGCACC